AUGUUUAAACUACUCUGCUGUGGAUCUAAUAAUGGAUAUCAACUUGGUGUUGGCGAUAAUAAUGAUCGUCACGUGAUGACAGUGUCAAAGUUACAUAGUCAUAAGAGGAUCGUGAAAAUGGCAUCUGGAGCAGAGCAUACAUUAUUAAUCCUAGAGGAUGGAAAACUAAUGGGAUGUGGAACCAAUGGGAGACAGCAGUUGUUUUUGGAUUCCCUUGUUGAGAGAUCUCCGGUAUUUGAGACAGUUCAUCUACUAUCGGCGUUUAAGUUCAAGACAAUAGCAUGUGGCUGGGAAUACAGUAUAGCAGUGACACGGGACGAGAGAAUUUUUGUGUCAGGGUAUGGGGCAAAUGGAGAAUUAGGACUUGGAAAGGACAUUAGAAGCAGUACAAAAGGAUACGGUGAAAUCAUGGUUAAUGGGGAGAACAGAGGUGGAGUCAAACAGUUGAAAAGUUCCAUACACAGUUCUAUUAUCCAAUUUGGAAACGAUCAAGUAUGGGCAUGGGGGAACAACAAGAAGGGACAAUUGGUUGACUACGGUAAGAAUGAGAGUCUUAAAAUUAUAUGGGAACCAGUUCAACUUGAGUUUGAUAAGGGUUUGAAAGUGAUAGACUAUGCUAUGGGACGAGAUUUUACAGUAUUCAUAGUGCAGGACGAACAUGAUAAAUUAAAGAGCUUAUUUCGAGGUCGGGAUAACUUCGAUAUUGAGAGACGGUUGGCCAGCUUACAUCUCUCCAAUGAUUCCUUUGAGUGUAUCGAGUCGAUGUGGACGUCAAUUCAUCUCAUUGAUGACCGUCGUCGAAUCAAGUCGAUCGGUAAUAAUUCAUAUGGUCAGACUUUUCCAGGAACAGACGAUGAUUCUCCGUACAUCCAUUACGCUACAGGAAGUGAGCACGGAUUAUGUUCAACUCAUAAUGAGGCGUUCUCUUGGGGAUGGGGAGAACAUGGAAAUUGCGGAGAGCAUACAAGAGGAGACAAGUCGGUAGACGACGUUACAUUCGAUUACUUGAAUCUACUUUAUCGGACUAAUGGAAAGAAAGAAAAGAUAGUGGAUGUGUUUGCUGGAUGUGCCACAUCAUUUAUACAAAUCGAGGAAACUUUAUAG
Molecule: messenger RNA, 1104 nt
Organism: Brettanomyces nanus
Lineage: Eukaryota; Fungi; Ascomycota; Pichiomycetes; Pichiales; Pichiaceae
Exons: 1
Coding region: 1-1104 (367 amino acids)
Cellular component (GO): cytoplasm
Molecular function (GO): guanyl-nucleotide exchange factor activity
Source: RefSeq, a predicted model, not a curated record